UGCGAGGCUUGCGCCAUGCACCUCGAGGCGAUGACCAAGGCGGAGAUUCCAGCAGGCUCGCCGCAGCCGCACGUGUCGACGAGAGCAGAGAUGAAAGAGUACAUCGAGACCAUCUGCCGGCAGCUCAACCUGCCCAACUCGUGCAUCAUCGCGAUGGUCACCUACCUCGAGCGCCUCGUGGCCAACGACAACUUCGAGCUCACGCGGCUCAACUGGCAGCCAUCGGUCCUGUCGGGCUUUGUGGUCGCGGCCAAGCUGUGCUUCGACGAGCCGGUCUGGAACGAGGACUUCUUGCGCGCGCUGAAGAUCUCCAACGUCCAGGUCGGACAGAUCUCGCGCUGGGAGAUCAACUUCCUCAAGCUCAUCAGCUUCGAGACCAACAUCGAGCUCUCCGACUACGCCAGCCUCUGCUUCCGGCUGCAGGAGCGCUACCUGCGAACGCGCGGCGAGAAGGUGCAGUUCUUCACCUUCCUGAUGAAUGCCUGCUCGGCGGCAAAGGCGGGCUGAGCGCGACCCGCCGGUGUGCCGCGGAGAGGCGAUGACCUCUCUGCUCGCCCCCGCCCGCCCUGCCGCGGGAGGUGCUGUGGGGCACACCCAGAGACGUUGGCAAAGCGUGCUCGUGCAUGCAGAUCUGGCAAAGUAUGUGUACCCUCGCAUGAGUGUGCUUGCUCGGAUGGGGGGGGAUAGCGCCCCUCCCCGAACCUCUCUGUAUAGGCAUCGUCCGGAUUCCGCCGUUCUCGCGGAGCCGGAGCGUGUGUCGGAUGCCGCUCUACGAAGCCGCGCGCAUGUGAGGCCCUGGCCAGUCGAACGGCUGCACGAGCUGGCCCCCCCUCUGUGUGUGCACAUCCAUGGCUGUGUGCGAUGUGAAGAUUUGGUCAAUGUCUGUCGAACUGGCGAUGUAUUGUCCGCAGAUCCAUGUAUGGAAGAAAAGUCUCAUUUUCUC
Molecule: messenger RNA, 943 nt
Organism: Emiliania huxleyi CCMP1516
Lineage: Eukaryota; Haptophyta; Isochrysidales; Noelaerhabdaceae
Exons: 2
Coding region: 16-507 (163 amino acids)
Biological process (GO): regulation of cyclin-dependent protein serine/threonine kinase activity
Molecular function (GO): protein kinase binding
Source: RefSeq, a predicted model, not a curated record